Messenger RNA from Dentiscutata erythropus, 986 nucleotides. Lineage: Eukaryota; Fungi; Glomeromycota; Glomeromycetes; Diversisporales; Gigasporaceae. The record is from the annotation of a GenBank genome assembly.
AAGAAACUGAAAUUAUGGAUUCAGAAAGUACACAUACUGAUGAAUUCAGAUAUCAUGAUGGCAGAAGAUAUCAUAAUGUAAAAGAUGCCGUAUAUCCUUUGCCAAAUGAUGAAGAUGAGCAAGAUAGGCAACAUCUUCAACAUUUCUUGAUGAGAUAUCUUUGGCAAAGCAAUUUUUCUGCACCCAUCAACCAUAUCUUGGCUAAACCAGGUGCCAAAAUCCUAGACAUCGGGUGUGGUGCAGGGUCGUGGUCAUUUGAUAUGGCAACAACGUACCCAACGAGUAAUGUUUUUGGUUUAGAUAUAUCACCACAUCAACCGACGCAAAUAGAGCCUGAGAAUUUCAAAUACGUUAAAGCAAAUGUCUUAGAAGGAAUACCAUUCGAAGAUAAUAUUUUUGAUUUGGUAUAUCAACGAUUUUUGUCUUAUGCAUAUACUAAAGAUAAUUGGGAAUAUGUAAUGAAUGAGAUUGUUAGAGUUUUAAAACCAGGUGGAUUCUUAGAGGCAUGUUUAUUUUUAAAAUUUAAUCUAAAUUUAUUUAUUAAUAUCUUAAAUAAUUAUAUCAAUAUUUUUUUCAAAAAGAUGAUGGAACCUUCUCCACAUCUUUUUGAUGCUGGGCCAGUUACUCAACGUUUAAUGGGAGUUCAAUCAACGCUCAUGACACAACGAGGCGUGGACCUGGAUUUAUAUCAAAAUUUAGAGAAACUUCCACAAAAUCAAGGUCAGUUAGAAAAUAUUGAAAAAGAAGUAAAAAUAAUCCGUCAUGGUGUAAAGUCUAAUGAUAUCCAACUUAAUAAAGUGGGUAUUGAUAAUCUCAUUUCUAUUAUGGCUGGCAUGAAAUCCCAUACAACGAGAAUAUUGCAAAUUUUUGAUGAUGAAUUUGAUGAGAUGCUUAAAGCAGCAGAAAAAGAACUAUACGAAUCAGAUUUUUAUUAUUAUUUGGUUCGUGUUUAUGCAUGCAAAGUUGUUUCUGAUAAUAAUCAAUAA